Messenger RNA from Humulus lupulus (European hop), 3133 nucleotides. Its product is annotated as protein ACCELERATED CELL DEATH 6-like. The transcript is spliced from 3 exons. Gene Ontology annotation, molecular function: protein phosphatase regulator activity; protein phosphatase 1 binding. Lineage: Eukaryota; Viridiplantae; Streptophyta; Magnoliopsida; Rosales; Cannabaceae. Gene Ontology annotation, cellular component: plasma membrane. The record is from RefSeq and is a predicted model, not a curated record. The coding region runs from base 1178 to 2995 and encodes 605 amino acids.
ACUCAACUUGACUAAUAGACUUAUUUUACUCGUAUUGAAUUGCAUUAAACAUAUUCCAAUUUUUAUAUUUAUAAAAUGUUUGAAAAAUUAAAAACUUAAUCUGCAUGUUUCCUGAUCUGUUUUGAGGUCACUGAGUGUCAAAUAUAUUUUUAUUCACUUAUUUAUGCAGGUUAUGAUUUUUGGGUUUUAUUCAAAUGCAUCUGUUAUGCUGCCCAAUUUUCUAAAAUAUAAAGGGAAUGCGUUUAUUUCUUUUCAUGUUUACUUGCAUUUGGUUAUGCCGAUGAGAGCCAUAGUGAUCUUGAUUUGUGCAUGUUGUUUCACGACCUAGUCUCUGUGUCAUCAUAGGUAGAUCAGGUGUCUACUCACCUGUAGGUAUAAAGACAUAGCAUCUAUAUACAAGAAGUGCUCUAAGCCUCCCCCUUGUGGUGGUUAUCAGGUCCAACUGCCCGAUUUAAGAUGUUGGUUUUUCUAUGGUGGGUAACGGGAACUAGGGAUUUAUUGGACGGUGUGAUGUGCACUUGUAGCUAUGCUCUUAUGAUUAUUUGUGGUUUCUCUCUAUUUUGGUUUAUACAUCAUGAUAUAUGUUUUGUUUUCAAAGCCAACUAAGCAAGAGUUUUAUUAAACUUUUGGGUCCUAUAUUAUUAGUUGUUUUCCUACCGGGCUUUAUAAGCUCACCCCCUAUGUGUCUCCCAUUCUAGGAGCCUAGUGACGCGAAUGAGGAUAAGGUGAAUUAUUGAUUGAGCAAAUGUGUUUAGCCUAGUUCUAUUUAGUGUCAUUAUUUUAUCUUUUGAACAUUAUAUAUGUAUAUUUGAUUUGGAACCGGUAUAUCUGAAUUAGUUAUGUAAUUGUUAGGAAUAAGAAAUGGUGGAUGCUAAGUAUUAUUUUAGGUGUUUAUGACUUAUUAAAUUUAAUUAUUUUGUGACUACAUAACUGUGGGGAUAUUAUUGUUCUCUGUAUAAUGAUAAAUGAUCACGCUUUUAACAUUAAUAUUUUUAUAUAUAGUUAUAGAAGCUAUUUCAUUAUUUUGAUUUAUAAUUAUAAUACUAUUUAAUAUAAACUAAAUGAUCGUUUAUAAAGACUAUUUUACACCAAGGGUCAAAGUUUGACCUUUGACCAGCCAAGUUAUGGAUAUUACAAAUCUGUCAUGGCAUAGGGCUUGGGUCGUGGCAUUAUAUGUAUGCAUGCAAUGAACAUUAUUACAAUAACAUAUAAAUUUAUUAUGCAAUGGCUUCUUCUUCUGUUGCUUCUCAUGAGCCCUUUGACAACUAGUGAUUCUCAGAAAACAAACAUCCAUAGUGAGCGCAUUUGCAUGGAUCGCAAGCUAUUCCAAGCUGCAACUGAUGGUGAAACUGAAGUCUUUAGGGAAAAGGUCAGUGAACUCCAACUAUUAUUGACCCCAGAAAGAAAUACAGUGCUCCAUGUCCAUAUCAUCACUACUUCAAGAGCCACUAAUCAAACAACCUUCGUGGAAGGGAUCCUGGACUUGUGUCCAACAUUGUUGAUGCAAACUAAUGCAAGAGAAGAGACUCCCUUACUCAUGGCAGCAAGGUACGGCCAACACCGGAUUGUUGAUUUUCUAAUUGAACGUGCAAAAUUGUCCCAACCACAGGACCAUGAAGAGGGCAUCUCUGGUGUCCAAACAAUGAUAAGGAUGAAGAAUGAGGAAGAGGACACUGCGUUGCAUGAGGCUGCGCGAUUCGGGCAUCUUGAGGUUGUGCAGAUAUUGACGAGAGAAGACCCUGAUUUCUCGUAUUCGACUAAUAAAGCAAGCGAGACUCCACUCUACAUUGUCGUCCAGUGCCAACACCAAGAUUUGGUUAAUGUAAUACUAAGUAAUUGUUCGUCACUAGCUACCGGUGGCCCUAAGGGCAGAACUGCACUGCAUGCAGCUUCUACAAAUAUAGGAAUAACAAAAAUGCUUUUGGACAAAGUAGAUUAUCUGACAAAACAAGCAGAUGAUGGUGGUUGUAUUCCACUGCACUAUGUUGCUUUCUUCGGCUCAUCAAAUGUGGUGGAGAUGACAAAAAUGUUGCUAGAAAAUAAUGAAAGUAGUGCAUACAUCAAAAAUAAGAAAGGCAUGACAGCGCUUCACAUUGCAGCUUACAAUGAGUGUUAUGGUGAUAAGAUAAUGAAGGAAAUUCUGACAAGUUGUCCAGAUAGCUACGAACAAGUUGACAAUGAAGGCAGAAACGUUCUACACCAUGCUGUGUCGACUACAUAUCUCUCCAACGUAAACUUCAUCUUAGAACACGCAUCAUCAUUAAUUUUAAAUAGAAAAGAUAAGGAAGGAAAUACCCCAUUGCUUCAUAUGGCUGCCACUUCCUCAUGGAAUCUGCCCGUUCUAAAAGCUUUGUUGUCUCAUCCCAAAGUGAAUAGGAUGUCACUCAACAAACAAAACAACAAUAUUCGAGAUGAGUAUAUGAUUCAAUUCAAACAAUAUGAGGUAAGAAUGCUGGAUCUCUUCAAUAAAUACUUCAUAGAGCCUUCUGUGGGAAUACAUAUCCUAGAACUCGAACUCAAUCGCAAGAACAUUAAUUAUAUGCAGAAGGAAAUCAUUACAAAAAUUAAAGAAUCUAGUCUAGUUACUUCUACAUUGAUUGCGACAGUGACAUUUGCAGCUGGAUUUACGAUGCCAGGAGGUUACAUAAGCGACGAGGUUGGACAUCGACAACAAGGGAGUGCUGUACUGAGGAACAACACAGCAUUUCAGGCCUUCAUCAUAACAAACACAAUGGCCAUGUUGCUCUCUGCUACAUCUGUUUUUUUGAACAUCUUUCUUAAUAUAUCAUUUGUAGAAGGAGUAAAUGAUCACAGGAAGUGGAAUUACUAUAAGUUUUGCAUGAGCUUAACCAUCUAUGCCCUGGCCUUAAUGAUGAUAGCAUUUGUCACUGGUACAUACGCAGUGUUGUCACUUUCUGCUCCCCUUGCCAUCACCACUUGUUUUAUUGGAUUGCUUUUCUUCGUUAUCACAUUCUACAUAAUAAUGCAUGAAUAAGAGAGUGUAUAAUUUAGGAAUAAUUUUCAUAUAUAUACUCGUUAAACUUGUAGUCAUAACUUGUGCAAGUGAUAAAUAUAUAAGAGUAAACUCAAAAUUUUAAAUUUAUUAUUAAUAAAUUUAUUUUAAUUAUUUGAA